AUGCUUCCUCUCUCUUUUAGUGUUGGUGUAAUUUCUCAUAUUCCAGCAGGCAGGACUUUAAAUAUGACUUUUACCAGACUUGUGGAGGGACGUCAUGUGACUGUGGCUCUACCUGGUCUAAAAAGGAUUCUUUCACUCUGCGAAGUGGAAGUCUACGGGUACCGGGCCCCAAAUGGAGAGAACCUGGCACUCCAAGGAAAAGCUACACAGUCAUCCCAACAUUCUACAGGCACGGCAUAUAAUGCUAUAGAUGGGAAUCGUGCCAGCGUCUGGACCCAGGCCUCUUGUGCUCACACAGUCCAGGAGUUAAACCCCUGGUGGCGACUAGACCUGGGCAAAACCCACAGAGUGUUUUCUGUUACCAUAACUAACUACAAAACUCUUAAUUUACAACUUGCUGGAGCUGAGAUCCGAACUGGAGAUUCUCUUAAUGACAAUGGCAACAGCAAUCCCAGGUGUGCUGUGAUCUCAAGAAUCACUCCAGGUUUCACCGAAACUUUCCAGUGUAACGGGAUGGACGGUCGCUACGUUAACAUCAUCAUUCCUGGAAGAAGUGAGUACCUGACCCUGUGUGAGGUGGAGGUCUACGGCUCCAGACUGGAUUAG
This is a messenger RNA of Perca flavescens (yellow perch), 606 nucleotides long. Its product is annotated as fucolectin-like. The record is from RefSeq and is a predicted model, not a curated record. The transcript has 3 exons. The coding region runs from base 1 to 606 and encodes 201 amino acids. Lineage: Eukaryota; Metazoa; Chordata; Actinopteri; Perciformes; Percidae.